ACGAACCGAUAACCGUUGACGUACUUGGUGUGCAAACAGCAAUUUCGGGAAAUCGACGGACUGUGCGUCUUUAGAUCGAAUCUAUAACUUUUAUCUCGGGCCGCUGAGAGGAAACCGAUGCGAUGAUCCGCUGAUCGCGCGUCGAGGACGGACAUCACGCCCUCUUGUGCGGAGAAGAUGGAGAGUGAGAUGAAGAGGAGGAAAUACUCCACCAGCAGCAACGACUCUGACACCACCGACAGUCAUGUGACCACCUGGUCACGGUCUUCAAAGAACACAGGGACCAGCAGCACAUGGGUCCGCCAUGAGCAGAAGAAACCGUCCGAGGUGUUUCGGACCGAUUUUAUUACAGCCAUGAAGUUGCCUGAUUCAGCACAACUGAGCCCAGAGGAGUUCUACUUCCUCUCCGACCCCUGGAGGCAGGAAUGGGAAAAGGGUGUUCAGGUGCCAGCCAAUGUGGAGCCGAUUCCUGAGCCUGUAGUCCGGAUGCUUCCAGAGGUCAGUCGAAUCCCAUUCUUUUCACCGAUCCAAACCAGGGGCCAGUCGGAGUUUGGCUUCGGAGAGUCACAUGUUCUCAGUGAGCCGUUGAGUUGUUAUGAUCUGGAUGAUCUGGAUGUGACCUGGCUUGAACUGGUUAAUACUGAAUUCAGACAACUAGCACUUCCAGAGCUGGACGAGCUGACCAUGGAGCAGGUCGUGGUGGAGCUGGAGAACCGGUGUCAGCAGAACAUGCAGCAGGCCAUCGAGACCGAGGAGGGUCUGGGCAUCGAAUACGACGAGGACGUGGUUUGUGACGUGUGCCGUUCACCUGAGGGCGAGGAUGGCAACGAGAUGGUCUUCUGUGACAAGUGCAACGUUUGUGUGCAUCAGGCGUGUUACGGGAUCUUGAAGGUGCCGCAGGGUAACUGGUUGUGCCGAACCUGUGCCCUCGGAGUGCAGCCCAAAUGUCUGCUCUGUCCCAGGAGAGGAGGAGCUCUGAAACCCACACGCAGUGGAACCAAGUGGGUCCACGUCAGCUGUGCCUUAUGGAUCCCCGAGGUGAGCAUUGGCUGCCCUGAGAAGAUGGAGCCUAUUACAAAAGUGUCCCACAUCCCGGCCAGCCGCUGGGCCUUGUCCUGUGGCCUGUGUCGUGAACACACAGGAACAUGUAUACAGUGCUCCAUGCCGUCCUGCAUCAUGGCCUUCCACGUGACCUGUGCGUUCGACCACGGACUCGAGAUGCGCACCACUCUGGCAGAGAACGACGAGGUGCGCUUCAAAUCAUACUGUCUUGAGCACAGCGGCGUCUCGCGCUCGAGCAGCGGCGGGAAUGUGGACCGGCCUUCCGAUCUGGCAGUGAUGCUUUCGGACCGUUCGAAGCAGGAACAAGCAGAACGGGAGAAAGCCAGCCAUCGCAAGCAGAAGCUGCAAGAGCUUGAAGACGAGUUUUACAGUUUAGUGGACCCCAAGGAUGUUGCAGAAAGCCUUUCCCUUCCAGAUGUUCACGUGGACUUCCUCUUCCAGUACUGGAAGCUGCGACGAAAGGCCAACUUCAACCAGCCGCUGGUGGCCCGCAAGAGGGACGAGGUGGACAAUCUGGCCCAGCAGGAGCAGGAUGUUUUAUAUCGCCGUCUGAAGCUCUUCACUCAUUUGCGUCAGGAUCUGGAGAGGGUCAGAAACCUGUGCUACAUGGUCACACGCAGAGAGAAGAUCAAACACUCUUUAUGCAACCUGCAGGAGAAGAUCUUUGCCUUGCAGAUUCAGCUCUUAGAGAAGGACCUAGCUGGAGAAAAAACUCGGAGAGGGGAGAAGAUUCAUUGCAAUGGAGUCAGGGAACGAGUGAAAGAAAGAAGAAAGAGUAGUCCAGACAAGAAAGACAAAUGGAGAUCAGAUGACAGCUCUGUAUUCACACAGCUGGGUUUCUCCAAAUCCUUCCCGCUGGACGGCUCGCUUUUUGACAGCUGGCUGGCUCAAUCGGUUCACAUCACGGCAGAUAACAUGCUGAGCCAGUGGUCUCUAUCCGAAGAGAGCCGUGACCCCUCCGCCAGCCUCCUGUCAGACCAGCUCCUGCAGGGCGAGGAGAACCUGCUCAGCCUCAUGAUGGACCACUCCAUCAAGUCCUCCUGGAAAACGCCCCAGCAGGGCCGCAAGCCGAGGGCUGGGCCACGCUCCCGCAGGAAGUCCGUCUCGCUUCCAAGAAUCGGAUCCGCAGUCAAAGGCAAGGUUUGUCCUGAGGACCAACUUCCCAAACGAGGAGAAAGAGUACGCCAUGUACACCCUCAUCACACCCGCAGCAGCGAAGGCAGGCCGGACCCUCUGCAGCCAGCCAUAUCCAAAAUGGACUCGUGCCACAUUUCCGAGGAGCAUGGCUCUUGGGACCCUGGUGCGGACGAUGGGGAUACGGAGAGCGACAAGCGCUCGCAGGUGGCCUUGCAUCUGCGUCUACCUAGACAGGGCAAGUCACGCUCUAAGAGCAACACGACGCAGGUCUUGCUGCAGAACAGCACUGGGAACAACAUCUCCGCGCACGACACUGAAACAGACGGCUAUUUCUCUGACGCGGAACAGAGUGACAGUGAACUGCCCUCAUUCAGCCGGAAGCUGCGCUUGCCCCAACUGCAUGCUGGGAAGGAGGAGGUAGUGCGGAGAAGCGUGCUUGCCUCCUAAAACCAUUUUUGGUUGUGAAGAUGUGAAGGCGUGUGUUCUUUUCUCGCUUUACGUGUCAGAGUAUGUUAGUCCGUCGCCUACAUUUAUGCAACCAUAACCAUUUGUGCUUGACAAACAAGAAGAAUCGAAAAAGUCUAAAUGAACACUGUCAAGUGUGUCCUCUUGGGAAGCAAUAGGCUCUGUCCUGGAACAGGGACGAUGACGUGGGCAUUAUGACGUCUGUUCAGGGUGUGUUUGUUUUAUAUAAAUACGUCUGUCAUGUGUCUCCAGAGGAUGCGGCUACUAUAAAAUGAUGAGAAAAUAUGACACAAAUAAGCACAAAUAGCCGUUGGGGAAUGUAGCACACAUGUAUGUCGUAUCCACCGCCUCAUUCGCUUUUACAGAGACUAGACGUACCAGAAUCACACGGACACUUGAGCGUAAUUCUUACGUGACAGAUCAGCUUCCAUCAUGGGUGAAUCUCACGAACAUGAAGCCUGUUUUAAGAGCCGUGUGACGAUUGAGUACAUUUUUUAUGUUUGUUCAAUCCAUCUCGAGUGGUCUGAAGUUGUAACGUUGAUUUCCUCUAUCUAUUGGUAUCGCAAGACAUUAGUUUUGUAGUUUUUAUCUUACUUUGUGUUAUCACUGUGGUCUUCUUUGUGUCAUGGCGCACCAAUAAUUUAGGGUUAUUUAUGGAAACCUCAGUAUCUUGAAAAAUCGUUAGAAAUUUUUUCUCUUUACAUUCAGAGCAGCAUGCAGAGUCAAACGUUCCCAGUUUCCCAUGUCGGCAAUUUUGGGCAUCUAUCAUUUCGAAUUUGGGCAAAAAAUGCUAUAUUUUCGAAUGCAUUGGUGUAUUGUUACAAAACAUGGUAUGUGUCUUCAGCACAGUUCCCUAGACAUACUCGAAACGUUUUGUAGCAGUACCACCUAGUGGUCAAACAUUAUAAUGGAAUUUAAAAAUGUUAACAGCUUUUGAUUAAUUUAGCCUAUUGUCUUGAGACUCCUCUUGAUAGAUUUCUUGGAUCAUGCAUUGGCUGAACUUCCUGUCCGCUAUUUUGAUUUUUGUUAACUUAGACCACUGGUCUGAUUUUCACCAAAUUUGGCUCAGACCAUCUUCAGACCAUACUGGAAAAAAUUCAUGAAUUUCGUGUCGAUAGAUAAAACGGUUUUCAUUUAACGUACCAAUUAAUUUAAUGCCAAACUGGAUCUGAGGCUGUAUCUCUGUAAAGCUUUGACAAACCGACAACUGACCACACCACAUCAAUUUGUUAACAGCGCCACCUAUCGGUCAAAAUUGAUAAACCAUUAAAUCAUAUUAAUAAUGACUGAAUUUAUGAUUUUCAGCCAGUUUAUAUUAAAUCACCUUAAAAUGUCUUCAGUUACUCCGUGUUACUUUUGGUUUGAUCCUCCCUGCCAUGCUUGCGCCUCAUUCUGCUUCCAUUGUGCUUAGCCCAUUAAUUGCUGUUUGCAUUUGGACUUCAAUUCUGAGUCAAUUCUAAGGGUAGUUCAUGUAUCUUGAAAUAUGCAUUUGAUAUCAGUUUUUAAUUCCAUCUUGAGCCAAGAAACUGAGCUUUCCAUAAAUGUCUGUAUGACCCAAAAUUUGUUGUGCGCCAUGACACAAAGACGACCACCAUGGUUAAACGAAGUAAAAUAAAAAUUGGUGGUUUUGCGAUACCAACAGAUCGAGAUAAUCACUUUAAAAAAUUUAAGAAGUUAAAAAUAGUUAUGCAACUCCAUUGGACCACUUCUGAUAGUUCCAGUUACAACUAAUUAAAAUGUCUAGAAUUUUUUGGAGGGAUCUUUUGUGAGAUUCACUUUCGUAUCUGGCACUUUCUUUCCCACUUACUUCAGUACAUUUGUUCAGAAAGAACCAUUGUUGUUCUCCAUUAAAGUGUGCCUUCUGUAGCCCCCCAAAUCAAACGAAUAAUCAACAUGUUUAACUAUUUUAAUACAAUGAUGGCAAUCAGAAACUAACACCUGCUUGGUCCAAAAGCUUGUAUGUAGAUGUCAAAGUCAUAGAGAUUCUAGGUGCCUAGAAAACAGCGUCGACCCAUCAAUACUGCUUUAGCAAAGUGCUGCUCAUGCACCGACGUCCGUCAGUCUAAUUGGAUUGACACUUACGAAGUGUCCUCAGGCUUUGCUAAUGUUUUCCCUCUGAUUGUGACGUCUAAUGAAUCAACCCAUGGUGUUUAUCUCAGGGUUAUAGCGAAGAAGUGAUUGCAAUCAUCUGAAAAGCUUAAACCUGUACAUUCACAAACAACAAGGUUUCUUUGCCAAAACGUCACGUUUUGAGAUGAUCUUCUCACAGUGUAAUGAUGAAACACUGAGUUUCUUUUAUUAUGUAUGAUGAUGCCAAAGAAAAGUAAGUCAGCAUAUGCUCUGAAGUGGAUGUAAACUUUGUGUGUGGAUCUUCUGAAGAUCUCAGCGUGCACUGAUAUCCACCCGUACACUCCUGGAUCGCAUCAUCAAUCGAGCAUCGUCCUCAUCCAGCAAUCACAGACGUGAGCUGUCCAGAAAGGUUUAGUUUGAGACAAAAGCAACUGAUGUGUAGCAUACGUGAUGCGUGUCAGUGAUCGAAGGGUUAGUUCACCCAAACAAGGACAGUUCUGUAUUCAAUCUUGUCGUUCCAAACCUGUUUUGAUGUUCUUUUCCAUACGAUGAAAGCAAAUGGGUCCAAAAAGGACAAAAAAAAAAAUAGUCCAUGCGCUACAUUCCGAGUCUUCUGGUCUCCCAAAUUUUAAGUGUUUAAUUUACCGAAAUCGUUCCCCAGUCACGUAGAUCUCCAACGUUGUGGCAAAUUUGCGACUAGCAUCAUAACCAAAGGAUUUUUCACCAGAAGACUAGAAUCCCGCACACAAGUCACCAUCAUUUUGUGUUCCACAGAAGAGUAAUUUUGGGUUUGGAACAACGCCGCGGUGGAUGAAUUGUUUCAGUCCUUCGCUGGCUUAAAUCGCGACAGCCGUCUACUGUAUCCGUACAGACCACAGACAGCGACCUGUACAGAUUUCAUGUAUCUUAGCUGCUUUAAUAGGGACUAAUCAUAGCGCUGGUCAUUUGCCGUUCUCUGGUUCAGUAUGCACCCAACGCAGACAUGGAAUACUGUGCCUUUAGUGACUUAGUUUCAGCCUCCUGCAAGAGUUCAAGCUGCUUUAUCAUGCUUCGUUGCCGUUCGUGUACCAAAACUAUAACAUAUACUCUACGUAAUCUCUGUAAAUGUUCAGCUUCUGUGCGACCGUUUUCCUCCCACAACGUAAUGACUGAGUAGAUCUUGACACUCGUAUGUUGUUAGUGAGCCUUCCGCUUUAAUGACAGAAGGUAACUAGUCUUUGCACUUGAUUAUUCUUUUGUCUCUACAAAUAGCUGGAAUGGCAGGAAAUCAUCAAGACCACCAAGGGGUGUGCGAUAUUGAUGAAAAACAAUAUAUUUUUUGUUUAUGAUUAGACGAGAUGUAGGGUGUUUUUGUGCUGGUACGUUGGCUGGUUUAGGCCCGUCAUG
Molecule: messenger RNA, 6120 nt
Organism: Carassius carassius (crucian carp)
Lineage: Eukaryota; Metazoa; Chordata; Actinopteri; Cypriniformes; Cyprinidae
Product: E3 ubiquitin-protein ligase Jade-2-like
Exons: 12
Coding region: 178-2646 (822 amino acids)
Biological process (GO): regulation of transcription by RNA polymerase II
Cellular component (GO): histone acetyltransferase complex
Source: RefSeq, a predicted model, not a curated record